AUGACUACAGUUUCGCCAGCAGAAAAUUUGCAUCGCAUUUCCCUAGGGAAAAAGGCCACAAGAACCGUCACCGCCCCCUCACUUAUUGUGCGCCAGUAUAGUAAUGAACCGAGGACGUCGGGUCAAGAGCAACGACCUCUAGCUAACCGCUACGCUUCUCAAGAUAACGGAUUGUCUCCGUUCACCAGUUCGGGCUACCUCUCUCCCAGACUUAAGUCCAGCUCCUCCACAUGCAUGCGUGAUGUCAAAGAGGUGUUCACCAUUCAGCAAAUCAUGCGUGAUACCUUAGAGGUGCGAAGAAAACCUCAGUCUGUGGACAACAAGGCGAUACUGCAGACACAACACCACAAAAAGGAAUUUCUUCGAUCCUGGUCACGAGAGAGAAUCAUAGUCACGGAAGAAAUUAUCUAUCCGACGACUAGCUUGACCGUAACCAGUGCUUCCGGAUCCUUUUCUUCUAUUACCGGGCCUCAAAGUAAACCCUACUUUCCAAUAAAGAGAUAUAACAUUUCUGGAAAAUCGCUUCCUUCGCCUUCGGUGACUCUGGUCGGCGUCCUGCCAUCUCAUGUAGUGAAACACGGCCAUCGCGUACCCCUAAUAACUGCAAGCGAUGGAAGAACGCCCCUCGCACGAGCCGGAAGAUCUUGUCUUAAAAAGCAGGCAUCUGAACCAGAAAGCUCCACUCUACUUUUCAGCGACCUAUCUUCAGCUAGCACCGGGACUGCUGCGAGGGUUAUUGAGGUGCUGAAAACAUCAGGCAGUCUACGUUUACCACGGCAAAUGUCUCAGACACUUAUGAGACAAGCAAAUCUGACUGCUCUUAAGCGCACCAUCGGUCCUCAUUUCCCGACUACGCAAUACAGUCUCAUGGAACAAGCCGACGAGGACCAAUUAGUACAAAGCAUUCCACCUCUACGACCUGUUGAAAAGGCGAGGUCCCUUGAGGUGGCAAGCGAAGAAAACCAGAAACGGAACUCCGUCCAGCAGCGGGUAUCCAUAAUGGAGUCCUCCAGUCUCCCUCUUAAUGUAUCCAACAGUUCACUUCUCAACCCGAUGCAAAAGACACCCACCACUACAUCACAAGAGCAGCAGCUAACUCCACAAGUGCUCACCACCUCUGAUCACCCACCGGGCAGUCCACCUCCCGCUUACCAUUCGGUUCUGUCGGACGAGCAUGAACUGACAAUACAGGAAGACGAAGAUUUACACAGCACGUCGACGUCAGUCUACGAGACCGCAAGAUCUUCCGUCUCGCUUUCACCGAGCCGUGAAGAAAUUCUCGCAUCACCGUCGCAGACACCCACACUUCAGCCAGCGCCUCAACACCGCUAUCAUCACCAGCAAACGCGGCAACAGGAGCUGGGAAGGGAAGGGGAGGGCGACGUCGUGACUACGGUGAUCGAUAAGUUGGACGCAGCCACCGAGACUGUGAUUCCCACAUCUCCAGUCUACUUUCGGACCAUUGUGCGUAGGGAUCAUGCGGGCUAUGGGUUGACUGUGUGCGGUACUAACCCUGUCACUGUGCGGAAUAUUCGUGAAGGCGGAACGGCUGAACGGGCUGGACUGAGACCCGGGGAUGAAAUCGUGAAGGUUAACGGUGUUAAUGUUGAGGAAAUGGAUCAUCAGGAGGUAGUUGAGCGAAUUAGAGCCAAGGCGACAGUUUGCUUCAUGCUGCGUCGAAUGCGCCCAUCGAGGAGAUAUCUGGCGUCCACAGCAGGCGAAGAGGUUGAGGCGAAUCAGCCAAUCCAUCGUCGCUACCAGAAACGUCGAUUACAUCGGGAUACGAUAGGAGGCAGUAGUGGCGGAGGCACAGCGGCAGCAGUUAAUCGUCGCAGACCCAACAACGGCUUUCACCGUGAGCAGUCCUUAUCCCCACCCUCUUACUCCGGCCGCACUGACACGGACGGCGAUGAAACGGUGCACGGUGGUAGCGGCAGUGGCGGUGGAGCUCGGGGCUCUAGCUCCGGUGGGUACGACUGGGCCGACGAGGAUGCGAAUCUGCCUACCGUAGCCGAUGGAGGCAGUUUCGCAGACCUCCCACCCGUGCAUCCGGCCUCGACAUCCUUGAGCCUCGGUAGCGGGGGGUCCACCUCCGGCGUGACGACCAUCGGUGGCACCUCCGAUAUGACUAGUACCCACUUGGCCCGCUCUCGGGUUAGUUUGGGUGCCGUCGAUCGCCCUCAUUCCUCCGCCUUUACUAACCAUCAUCGACGACCCCUCAGUCUGGCUGAAGCACCAGUGACCAGUCCUCCUUCCGUCUCCACCGCUACCACCGCCAACACUCCCAGCGGCACCAUCUUCCAGACUCUCCCCUCGUCAAAGAAGAAUAAACCAAAGCACAACUUUGCGACAUCUACUGCGCAGAAUGCAGCAACAUCACCGCCCUCUGGUCACUUUCUGGGUCGUGUGCUUAACGAAUGCGACAGUGAUGAUGAGCAAAUAAGGGAGGAGAUUUGUGCUCUUGCUGCGAGGUUUCAGUCUGCCUGCAGUGUGCUCAACAGUCCCGCACUUAGUGCGGUUCUUCUCAAUUACCUCCUGGUGCAAAAUCACGAACUCGCCCCAAUUCUUUUCUACCUUGUCGCGAAGCACUAUUACUGGAUGCAAACACAUAACAAAGAGGUUGAAAAGGAUCACCUGCGCGUCUUCAUGGAGAUAUACACAACUUUUCUUCAUGAGAAAUCGCCACUAUGCAUCAAGGUGGACAGCCAAUUUAUUCGGCAGGUGGAAGAUUCCAUCUCGUCCGGAGAGACUACGACGGUUUUUGAGGGCUGUUGCACUGCCGUACUUCCACAAAUUCAAGUCCAGGUGGACAAACUUAAUAAGGAUAUUCGAUAUGGUCUUGACACAUGGAAACCGUCAGAGAGUUUCGAUCUCACUGUCGCACACUCGUAUGAAGAAGAAUUGAGCAUAUACGAGAUGAUAAUGAGCCCACGAGUAAACGAGCUUCAGCGCAUCACAACAAAUCAGGCGCCAUUACAAAUCGGAAGCCACCUUUCAGCUACCUCGUCUCUCACCACUGCCACCUCUGCCGUUGUCGCCUGGGUGUCUUCCACAGCUAUGGCCACUGGAACCCCCAGAGAGCAGAUUGCGUCGGCGUUGUGUGCCUCUCUGGUCUCGGCCUAUCGAUAUUUCGCUGCUUCUACCACCGCUACUGCCUCCUCCUCACCACUUCAAUCCGACGCCUUUACCGAAGGCAGUGUCAUCGGCUCAGCUCCCACUUGUCCCAACACCCCAAUCCCACCUCAACAUUCCUUCAGAAAGAGCCUCUUCGCCAAAUCAAUCGAAAAUUUGGCAGCGGUAUCGACUCAAGUUGCCGGAGGCACGGGUUUGGGCUCCACAAACCUCUCGAGUAGCAUGUCAAGUGGCCUCGCAACGAUCGGAGCCAUCAACUGGGGCAAACUUCCCUCUUUCAAUGCCAAGCUCAAGUCCAAAUCUUCCAAUGUGAUCUUUGGAAGCUGGAAGACUAAGCACUCUCAAAAGGGACACUCACUCCAGGAGCACAUUUUUGACCGACUUACAGAAUGCGCUGUCUGCGGUGGUUUGAUCUGGGGACUGGCACCUCAGGGACUCUCCUGUCAAGUUUGUGACGUCAGCGUGCAUCAUCGAUGCAGAGCCGGAUUGCGAGAGUCCUGUGCAAAGGACAACAGGUUUUAUAGUGCGAGUCGAGGCUCCAUCUCCAAUGUGGGAAUGAGUGUCUCCCCUGGAAUUUCACCCAUUACUACCGCAUCUUCCGUUUCCCGCUCGGGAGUACUUAACUCUGGGACCUACCUACCCGAAUCUACUAACGCAUCUGGAUCCCGUGUCUACAAUAGUUGGAACGUGAGAAAGCGCAAGGCUCACCACCGACCAAGCUUGAGCGCAAUGCUCACGGCAGAGUCCGUUGUAGUGACCUCGCACCAUAAGGGACAACCCACUUUCGUGAGGAAGUUUACCAGUCCUCUGGAGGACACGGGAGGUAGCAGUGGAAGUCGUGGAAACAAUAGCGGCUCCUCUGGUUUGGCAGCCUCCACGGAGGACAUAUUUUACUGCCGCAAUAGCAGCUUCAAUGAGUUGAUUGACGAAAGCGCCUCUUGUUCAUCCCCUCAAAAUCCCUCCUUCUCACUCCCUGAUGCAGUCGUCUCUCCCAUUGUUGACGGAGAGGCCAAGGUGAAGCGAAGCAACUCCGGAUUUGGUCACACACACCGUAGUAGCUCACAAGCUGGUCUUACUUCCCCUGAGCCCAUUUCGCGCUACGUUCGAAAUGUGAAACAGAAACUCGAUAACCAUUCCUAUGGCGGAACGGGCGUGGCACUUUCAAAGCACACCAUUUCCCUGAUGCAGUUGCCAAUGAUGGCCGACCGUGAUCCUAAACGCCUAAUCGGAUCCCAAAACUCCUCUUCUUCACCAUCGACAUCUGCGGCUUCCAAUGUUCCUGAACUCCUUCCAACGUGGACUGGAGAUCCUGAAAUGAACGCCUCAGAGACCUUUGAGGCUGCUACUGAACUCCGAAUCCACUUUCCUGAUUACGAGAUUCCUACGAAGGGCCCGCGCGUUCAGGACUACGUGCGAACCCUGGUGCUGCUAGAGUUUCAUCAGAAGGUGCGUUACAUGGUAUGCUACUUGAAGCACUUCGAUUACCUCCUGCUACGGCGUUGGCCCAAGGAACAUCAGCACUUGGCUGAUCUAAUGGCUUUGGAUAGAAUCCCCCGUCUCAUCCGGCUCUUUCGCAGCCUUGUUCAUGCCAUUGAGCGAACUGUCGAACCUCAGGGCUAUGGCAGAAUGGCUGAGGCUGUGUUGUCUUGGUUGUCCAAAGACGAUGAGACUAAUCUCAAGGCAUGGAUUCGGGAUUGUCAAGCACUUUCUUGCACGAAUAUGCUGGACAGUGUAAAAGCAAUGGUUCGGGAGUACGCCCGAAAGCAUCCAGACAUUCAGAUGGUUUUGGAAACUCGAUUCAAUAAAUUCGUGCUCAUUGAAAGUCUGAGUCAGGUUCGGAUCCUCUAUUUCAAUCUGCCCCUCAUAUCCAUCAAUAUUAUGAAGGAUUUGGAGAAGAAGACCUCGAGUUACAAAGCCGAAGCGAAGAUCUGGAAAGAGAUACACUCCAAAUUGGCGAGCAUUCCGCACUCAAUCGACAAGAUAUGCAUGCCCUUAGUAAAGCUGAUUAACGAUGGUCACUUCUUCUCUACAGUGGAUAAGGGAGAGCAAUUGUCACGUCAUCAAGCCCAAGGUGGAAAUUUGCCUUUUGCGGACCUCCUGCUACAAUUUCCUCGGACACUGUUCCGAUUUUGGGUAAUAGAUCAUGCCGAGAUCGCCGUAGAUAAGUUGACUCUAACCAGUGAUAACAAAGUCAACUAUGACUACAUGAAGGAGAGAACUGAAGUCCUAGCAGUCCUUUUGGACUCGGCACUCGUGCUUCUUGUAAAAGAUGGCGGGCGCUAUGGUCUACGACCAUUCAAGCCUUCCAAGGAGCCGGGCCAGGAAAACUUAACUGCCUCCACUUCUAACGCUGCUUCUUCGAGUUCUACACAAUUCGUAACGGCUCCCAAUCUCCUGGGUAAUACCAUGAAGCUAUUGCCUGUCUUUCCAACAGAUUCUGUGUUUACCUCUCUGGGUGAACAAAUAGGUCAGGAAUAUAUGCUUAACAUGAUCUUUAAGGAGCAAGCAAUCCUCCUUCGAUUGUCAUUUACCUCAGAGGAAACUCGGAAGAAAUGGUUGAAUAUUCUGAAAAGGCGGGAACAGAUUUCAGCUCAGCGACGUUUGGCAGCGCAAAAAGGUCGUGCCAGUCUGCCAUCAGCAAGCAUGCACUUCGGUGAUCACAAAGUUGAUACUAAGUGUCUGAAGACCAUCCGUGCCUCUGUAGGGACUGUACAGCCAAGUACAAACUUUAGUGACCCAGCGCAAAUGGUAGAGUCAGAAGUCCCUCUCAAUGCACCAUCUCCUGAACUAAUCGAGAAACAGGUCACAAGCUUCACUGAAAAAAUAAGUGAAGUGGAGCAGGAUAUGCAGGCCUUGAUUCAAUCCAUGUCAGACAGUCAAUCUGUUGAUGCGAACGAAAUUCUUGAGAACCUGUCUCUAAAACCUGGUGACACUGUAUUCCAGUCCAACAGGGAACUGAUAAUCUUGGAGCUUCUUUUGGCUAAGAAUUGGCUGAAGUUUGUUACUAAGCAUCUCCAUCACCUCUCAAGAAGCCCAAAGUGGAUCAGGGCGAGAAGAGCGAGUGCAACUGCUACAGGGAAUGCAUCAAAUGCAGCGCUAACAACAGUAAGUGAAAGGCGGCAUCAGCGGUCAAAGUCUGCAAUCAUUGAUGUCUCAAGUGGUCUAAAGGAUCGCAGAAGACGUCCCGGAACUCCUAGUGGAUCAAUCUACCGAGACUGUUUAGAGCAGGCACCGUCAAAGACGUCUUUGAGUGGAAGUAAGGAAGUCGUGGCAUUUGAAGCAAGAAAAACCGAUGGACUAGAAUGUGAAGAGGGUGACACGAAGGCGGGUGGAAGAAUGCAAUUAAUAGGCAUAAUUCAUGGCCUGCAGAAACUGGUCGAAAGCACGUCACUGAUUGCCUCACGUGCCCUCAGUAGCCUAGGAACGCAGGGAAGAGAAGGCGGAGAGGAUUCCAAGUCAGAUGACGACCAGGCUGAGGCUUUCUUAGAUGCCAUUUCCUCGCUUUCGUCCUCCUCUUCAUCCUCGUCGUCUACAGAAACCGCCGAAUCACUGACCACUGACCACGUUCAAGAAAAGGGUUUGGAGGAGGUUCAGCUCAGUGACUAUGAGGUGGAGGUGGAGGUGGAGGAAAGGCAAUCAGGUGGUGUAGACGAGCAAGAGCUGCUAGAAAGGGUGGAAUAUGCUGAAAAACCGUUAACGGAAUCCGUCUCGAGGUUAGAUGAAGACUCUAUGAUUCCAAGCCCAUCUUUUUCAAAAGAAGAAGGGGAGGAUAGGGAUAAUGAUGGCUCUUACGAAGAUGAACUGAGGAUGGCUGCGCUACAACUGGUUGAUGAUGUAAUUGAUUCAGCCGGAGCCUACGAGAUGGAUUUGGCGACGAUUGCCAGUGGCCUGGCAGCCUCAGCCAUUGUCUCGGCCAUCACACAUGUGAUGGAUGAUUGCCAUCGAGACCCAGGGUUUUCCUGUACAACGGACAGUGGUAUCAGCUUUGUGGAGAUUCCGGAUCAACCCAGCAGCGAGGAGGACGAUGAAUUAACCGUUACCGGAUCAAAGCCACACCUAGCUCUAACCCCUACCGAGACCGGUGGACCUGGCAUCCCGUUUAGUGACCUUGACAAACUCGACCCUCCCCAACCUCCAUCACCUAAUGGUGUCUCUGUAGGGCGCAGUGAUUCCCAAAAGUCCACCACCUCCAGUGGCUAUCUUGGUUCGGGUGAUGAAAUUGUCCAACACGACUGGAUUUGA
This is a messenger RNA of Echinococcus granulosus, 7374 nucleotides long. RefSeq names its product Rho guanine nucleotide exchange factor. Gene Ontology annotation, molecular function: guanyl-nucleotide exchange factor activity; G protein-coupled receptor binding. The record is from RefSeq and is a predicted model, not a curated record. Bases 1 to 7374 code for a protein of 2457 amino acids. NCBI's taxonomy places the organism in Eukaryota, Metazoa, Platyhelminthes, Cestoda, Cyclophyllidea, Taeniidae. Gene Ontology annotation, biological process: G protein-coupled receptor signaling pathway. Gene Ontology annotation, cellular component: cytoplasm. The transcript is spliced from 29 exons.